Lecanosticta acicola is the source of this 654-nucleotide messenger RNA. The record is from the annotation of a GenBank genome assembly. NCBI's taxonomy places the organism in Eukaryota, Fungi, Ascomycota, Dothideomycetes, Mycosphaerellales, Mycosphaerellaceae.
AUGUUCGAGAUCGACUUUCAGCACUCUUCGCAAACACCUCUCCCUCCAAACCUCCCGGUCGAUCAAGGCAUUCGCAUCCUUCACGAUUUCGAAACCGUCAUACGCCUCAGUCCAGACUGUCGAGGAUGUAAACCGAUACCGCCUCCGAAUGGCAAGAAGAAACCAGCCACUACGAAUACCACCUCGGUAGAUGGAACGCCACAAGAGCAAGCACAGAUGCAACACUACGAAGUGGAAGACGACCUCCCCUUCAUCCCCAAAAAACUCUGGGCAGGAGGCGUCAAAUACGUCGCGGACUUCUUCCCCACCACAGAAGGUUGCGACAUCACCGUACACGCCCCCGGAGGUUUCACAUCUACCAACCACUGGCGGAUCCUGCGCGAGACGAUUCCUGAAGAUGAGGAGAUGCAGUUGGAGCGAGUGCGGACCAAGGACCUGAUGCACGCGGAGACAACAGGAGGCACAGGCGGUUGGUAUGUCCAGAUUGUCAGCGACGCGAGGUGCAGCAGGACGUUUGCGGGCUUUGUGAAGGGUUUCCUCAAGAACAGUCAUCAGCAGCUCCAGAGGGCUUUCAUUGAGAAGUUGCAAGCUACUCGGGCGCAGCAGGGAAGUCGGAGGCCCACCAUCGGAAGGAGGAGAUCGAGCGAGUUGUAG